GGCCACGUCUGCGAGUCCGGUCUUGUUCCAAACGCGGCGGCGAGGGAGUUGGUCCGCGCGGCGGAGGUGAAGGGGAGUUCCCUGGCUGAGACAUGGAUUUAGAUGCUCUUACAAAGCGCUCAGCAUUCCAUGCCAAGCCUGAUGGACUCAUUCUUCAAUAUGGGACUGCAGGAUUUCGAACGAAAGCAGAACAUCUUGAUCAUGUCAUGUUUCGCAUGGGAUUAUUAGCUGUCCUGAGGUCAAAACAGACAAAAUCUACCAUAGGAGUCAUGGUAACAGCAUCACACAAUCCUGAGGAAGACAAUGGUGUAAAAUUGGUUGAUCCUCUGGGUGAAAUGUUGGCACCAUCCUGGGAGGAACACGCUACUUGUUUGGCAAACGCUGAGGAUCAGAAUUUACAGAGUGUGUUGAUGGACAUCAGCGAGAAGGUGGCUGUGAAUCUGCACCAGGACGCCUUCGUGGUGAUCGGUAGAGAUACCAGGCCAAGCAGUGAGAAACUUUCACAGUCUGUUAUAGACGGUGUGACUGUUUUAGGAGGUCAAGUCCAUGAUUACGGCUUGUUAACAACGCCCCAGCUGCACUACAUGGUGUACUGUCGAAAUACCAGUGGCCAGUAUGGAGAGGCCACCACGGAAGGAUACUACGAGAAGCUCUCCAAGGCCUUUGUGGAGCUUACUGGACAGGCCUUCUGCAGUGGAGAUGACCAUAGGAAACUUAAGGUGGACUGUGCCAAUGGCAUAGGGGCCCUGAAGCUGGGGGAGAUGAAACCCUACUUCUCCCAGGGGCUGUCAGUUCAGCUCUUUAAUGAUGGAUCUGGAGGGAAACUCAAUUACUUCUGUGGGGCCGACUUUGUGAAAACUCAUCAGAAACCUCCACAGGGAAUUGAAAUGAAGUCCAAUGAGAGAUGCUGUUCCUUUGAUGGAGAUGCGGACAGAAUCGUUUAUUACUACCAGGACGUGGAUGGUCACUUUCAUCUCUUAGACGGGGACAAGAUAGCGACACUAAUUAGCAGUUUCCUGAAAGAGCUCGUGUUGGAGAUUGGAGAAAGUCUGAAUAUUGGUGUUGUACAAACUGCAUAUGCAAAUGGAAGUUCAACACGGUAUCUUGAAGAAGUUGUGAAGGUACCUGUCUAUUGCACUAAAACUGGUGUGAAACAUUUGCACCACAAGGCUCAAGAGUUUGACAUUGGAGUUUAUUUUGAAGCAAAUGGGCACGGCACAGUCCUGUUUAGUAAAGCUGCUGAAACGAAGAUAAAACAACUAGCAAAAGAAUUAGAAGAUAAGAAAAGCAAAGCUGCUAAGAUGCUUGAAAACGUUAUUGACUUGUUUAACCAGGCAACUGGUGAUGCUAUUUCUGACAUGCUGGUGAUUGAGGCAGUCUUGGCUCUGAAGGGCCUGACCAUACAGCAGUGGGAUGCUCUCUACACGGAUCUUCCAAACAGACAGCUCAAGGUUAAGGUGGCAGACAGGCAAGUUAUUAGCACCACAGAUGCUGAAAGACAAGUGGUUAAACCCCCAGGACUCCAGGAGGCCAUCAAUGACCUGGUGAAGAAGUACAAGCUUUCCCGCGCUUUUGUGCGGCCCUCGGGUACAGAAGACAUAGUCCGAGUCUACGCAGAAGCAGACUCGCAAGAAAGUGCGGACAGCCUUGCAUAUGAAGUGAGCCUGGCAGUAUUUCAGCUGGCUGGAGGAGUGGGAGAAAGACCUCAAUCAGGUUUCUGAGGACAAUUUUUAUACUCUUGAGAAACUGGUUUUUUAAAGUUUUUAUAAAAUAAUAGUACUGCCAUUAUUGUGACAGCUUCAAACACAUUUAUAAUGUUUGUUUACAGUGCACCUUACUGGUUUCUAGAUCUGAUUGUUUUUCUUAAACACUACCAGAAUAAUUCUUUAGAAAUAGAUAAGCUGAAAAAAAUGAAAUUUACCUCUGAUAUCAAUCUCACUAAUGUAAAAUAUUGGCACUUAAGUGUAUGAUUCUGUCAUUAACUUUAUAAUAUGAGCAAGGCAAAAUUCAUGAAGGCUGCUAGAAAAUUAAAUUUUAUUUAUUACCA
Messenger RNA from Camelus dromedarius (Arabian camel), 2047 nucleotides. RefSeq names its product phosphoglucomutase 3 (gene PGM3). The transcript is spliced from 13 exons. The record is from RefSeq and is a predicted model, not a curated record. Gene Ontology annotation, biological process: hemopoiesis; UDP-N-acetylglucosamine biosynthetic process; carbohydrate metabolic process. Lineage: Eukaryota; Metazoa; Chordata; Mammalia; Artiodactyla; Camelidae. Bases 93 to 1721 code for a protein of 542 amino acids. Gene Ontology annotation, molecular function: phosphoacetylglucosamine mutase activity; magnesium ion binding.